Messenger RNA from Plasmodium gonderi, 4518 nucleotides. Its product is annotated as AP-3 complex subunit delta. Gene Ontology annotation, biological process: Golgi to vacuole transport; protein targeting to vacuole. The record is from RefSeq and is a predicted model, not a curated record. NCBI's taxonomy places the organism in Eukaryota, Apicomplexa, Aconoidasida, Haemosporida, Plasmodiidae. The coding region runs from base 1 to 4518 and encodes 1505 amino acids. Gene Ontology annotation, cellular component: AP-3 adaptor complex; endosome membrane. The transcript has 3 exons.
AUGAAUGGAUCAUUCAUUGAGAUGAUUAAAGAUAUCAAGAGGGACGAUAGCAUAAAAAAUGUGGAAAAAAAUUAUGAACUCUGUGUUAACAGCAUUAAAGAAAUAGAAAAAAAAAAAAAAAAAAAAAAUGAACACAUAUUUCUUUUGAAUAAUUCUACAAUUAAAGAAAAAUCAAUCGCACUUUUAAAAUUGCUAUAUCUACAAAUGUUUGGUAAAAAAAUAGAUCCAGAACAUAAUUUUGCUGUAAUAGAAAUAUUAACAUGUGAUAAAUAUAUAUUGAAAAGACGUGCACAUUUAUUUUUACAUAAUGCUAGUGACAAAGAGGAUAUUAUAUUCCUUUCAAUAAAUUUAUUUAAAAAAGAAUUAUAUAAAGAGAAUUUCCCAACUGACAGUUCAUGCACCAAGGCUAAUGUUCUCAGUUCUCUAUCCAACAUUGGAUGUACAUUUGUGAAGGAUAAUAUUUCCCUGCUCAAUGAUUCUAUAAGCGCAUACAUUGAUGUAACAAAUGGAUCAAGUGCCAACUCUGUUUCAGUGAAAAGGCAGAAUCUCCCUUUUAAUGAAAUUACCACGAAAGGAGAAGAUCAUAAAAAGAAUCAAUUCGGUCAAAGAAAUUGCUUUGAAAAAGAAACAAAAAUUUACAACACAGUACUUAUUUUAAAUACUGUAAGUAAUAUAUGCACAAAUAUCAUGAGCAGUAAUCUGUAUAGUGAUAUUUUCCUCCUAUUGAAUAACUCUCAACUUUAUAUAAGAAAGAAAACCAUUAUAAGUUUACACAAAUUAGUAAUUUGUAAUCUAGAUAUAUUGCCCAUAUUCUUUGAUGUUAUAAAAAAAAAUUUCAUUGCACUUUACAAUAAUGAGAAUCCGUCUUUCAAUAAACUUCCAAAGGAUCAAGUGGAUUACUCUCAUACGAACAAUAACACUAUUUUAUGCUGUCUCAUAAUUAAUAUACUAGCCGAGAUAUUUUGCACUUUGGAGAAAAACGACCUGACAUGUUCAGGUGAAAAGUGUGAAAUGUCGAUAGGAAAUACGAGGAAUUCGACCAACAUAGGAAAGAACAAAGGAAAGGGUAGGCCACCAAUGGAAGAGGCAAACAAUAUGUACCACAAAAGAGAUAUUACAAAUUUGCCAGCUAAACAAACAGAUAAGAGCUACCAAGCGUGUAGUAGAACCCAUGACCAACAAGAAACCAGAAAAAUAAUCCAUGAAAAUGAAGUAUCUGUACAUCUAAAAAAGUUCCUUUCCUUUAUUCCCCUUAUUUACAACAUACUAAAUGAACGCCUCAGCAUGAUUGAUAAUUGGAAGCUUAUAAAAAUAAUCAAGUUUUUAAAUAGGCUAGUAAAAUAUGAAAACAGAAUCUAUAAAAAGUUUCUGCAUCUAAUUGUUCAUAUAUUUUUUACUAGCAAGGCGAAAAGUGUCAUAUAUGAAUGCCUAGCGUUUUUACUCAUUAACUACCCAAAGGAUUGCUACAUUGAAUUCGACAUUGAGAGGUAUGUGAUCAAUUCAGUGACGAUUCCAGAAGAGGUCCCAACUGUCAGUGUAACUACAGAAGAGAGUACCAAAUCUGCUGAAGGUAAAUGCAAAAGUGGAUAUUUAAACGAGAGACAUCAAAAGAGUCUAGAAAACAGCACUGUUGUUCCACCUAAGGAAAAUGCGUCUAAAUUUGAAAAGAAGGAAAAUUUCGUAGGAGACACAAUUCCAUUAUCUGAUACUAUCAAGGGAGACGACCAACAGAGUAAUCGAAAUGUAAAUGUAAAAAGAGGAAUCAUAUCUUCUGAUUCCCAGAAUGAACAAACGAUUCAGAAUUCCAUGGACAAACUAUUGUACCUAUGUUUGAGAUACCUGAUGAAGGAUUUUUUCAAUGAAGACAAAAAUAUCGUUUACAUGACAACCAAGUUGUAUGAAUACAUAUUCGUGUCUCCAAAUUUGUAUUACAAAUUCAUGCAGUACAAUAUGAUAAGCCAAUUUUCAAAUGGUAUUUUAAAUAAUUUUUACAAAGAUAUUACUAUAAGAAGAAUUUUGCUUCAUAUCUUAUACUACCUGAUGAAUGAAAAUAAUUUCGAAAGUAUUGUUUACAAUAUCUUAACCUAUCUCCACAAUAAAUCAGAAUCUGAUUUUACAGGAGAAUACAUAAAUGUUAUACUACAGUAUGGAGAGAAUCAUUUGCACUUGGUGAAAAAUCGGAAUUUAUAUAUUUUCAUUUUAUUUUUCUUGCUAUGUCUUAAGAACCACAAAAAAGAAUUAGAUGUGCUGCAGGAAAUUCUUCGUGUAAACAAAAAACCUGGAGAAGAGGAUACUGUUCAUAUCACAACAAAUUUUUUGAGUGCUAUGUAUAUAGUUACAUAUAGUGCUGCAUUGAUGAAGUAUUCUCUAAGUCAGGCACCACCAGUAGCUUCAGAUAUAGUGAGGGGUUCUGAUACAAGCAAGAUGAGCUAUGCUAAUCCAACAAAUGUGCAAGAGAAUGUGCAAGAUGGAACAAACAUUCAUGCUUCAGUUAAAACAAUACACGGUGUACAUAAAACAAAUCACGACUCUAUCAUUCUAGACGAUAUUUGCAACUUCUUAAGAGAGAUCAAAACAUUUGAUGUGUUGUCUCGGUAUGACAUAUUUGCAUAUAUCACAGCUACAUUAAAUAUGAAGCAAAACAUUAAUAUAGACAACGAGAAAGUACCAUAUGAAGAUGUGAAUAGAGUAAAUGUAACCAUAUUUGAGUAUCUAAUUUAUUUUUUAAGUCUUUACCUAGAAGAAACUUACAACCAGAUAAAGGAAUAUAAAAAUAACGAAUUUCUUAAUAUAUUUUUUUUUUCCUUAUAUAUAUUUUUCACCCACUUUAGUUCCAGUAGCAUUUUGUGGUAUAUUAUGAAAAUUUUUUUGUUCUUUUAUCAGUUCGAGGAACAUGCAAAUGUGGUUUCUUUUUAUUUCAAAAAAUUGGCUUUUCACGUGAAUUAUCUCAUUGAUAAGAGGGACACCGUGCACAAUAUUGAUAGGUGUGUUUUGUUGAGGAUUCUUCUUACCUUGAUAAAUGUCCAGACUUCCCUCAUUACCCAGGCAAGCGAUGGGAUCCCUGUGAGGCACUGCAACAGUGAGAGUAACUUCCACAGUGUAGGUGAGUUUAAUUUCUACUCUUAUUUAACUGAUUAUGUGGAAAUCCCCAAGUCAGACAUGCAAGUAGAUUUGGACAAGCCUUUCAAGUAUGACGACUCGUUUUUUUUGCAUUCUGCAAAGAUGAAAGAUUCCCAAAUCCAAUAUCAGAAAAACACACGUGAUAUCCCAUCCGUCACGGGUUUUGCAUCUGCGCUAGAUGCUAUUGAAACUCGUGGUGAGGUAAACACUGUAGAAUCUACUACAUCUGUUACGGCAUCUACAAGUGCAUCUAUAACCAUUGCAUAUGAUAUACCCAUCAGUUCUGCAAGAAAUAAUGACAUGAACUCAUGGAAAGGAGAAAAAUUUCACAAAGAUAUUCAAAAUUUUGUAGAUAAACUGAAAGAGGAACUUAAAAAGUGGAAGAAAAAACAAGCGUUUUAUCAGAUUCAUGAGAAUGAUCAAGUUAAGUUAUACUUUCAGAUAUGCCAAGAAGAGGAACUACUCCGUUUAUAUAUCCAAUUGGUUGAUCCACAUCUAUCUCUUGAAAAGUUCAACAUAUAUACAUCUCUACAAGUGAAAACAUAUGAUGUAGUAAAAAAAAAGAAAGAGUAUGAAAUGGUACUCAUAGACGAUUGCGAUUUAAUUCAUCAAAGUAAAUUCAACGUAAAUGUAGAAACAGAAACAAAUUUUCACCAUCAUAAUAACUCGCAUAAGCAUCCCCACAAUGUUGAUAUUUCCAAUAAAAGGAACGCAGAGGAAGAAAAUAAAAAAAGUGAUCAAGUCAAAUUAACAGGGGUAGAAAAUGUCUGUGACAAUUUACUCAUCUGUGUAAAAUUUGAAAUGCCAUCUUCCUUUGUUACCUUAUCAUAUGAUUAUUUUUGUAAUUCUCGUUAUUAUCAAGUACAAUCUGUUCACAUUCCAUUUGUCCCACUUUAUCCAAUCAGUAUAUCUGUAGAUGAGCUUACGAAAGUACGUCUUAAAAAUGUGGAAAUAAUUAAAAAGCAGAAUAGUACCCAUAGAACCUUAACACACGAGAUAAAAUUAGACAAUGGAACAGAUCCAAACAGAAUAAUUUUCAGCUACUAUGCAUUUCUAGCAGAAUAUUUACAUUUGUUUUUUUUUAAUAUGAAAAACGUUUUUUUGAAUUUGCAACAUGGCUCUUGUAAGGAUAAGCUUCGCCUUAUUUUUUGUGUCAUUCUUGUUUCUCAGAGAAAGACCACAGGAGGCAAAACAGUUCUUCUGAUUAACGUACAGCAUAAGAAAAAAAGCCAAGUGGGAGACAUCUGCAUCUAUGAUAUCGAAACGAAAAUAAAAAUUUUAAAUGAUUCCGAGGAUCAAUGUUUCCAACUUCUCCACUAUAUCCAGUUUUACUUAACUAAAUUGCUAUCAGAAAAAAUAAAAAUAAAAUUUCCUUGCGUUGCAGUGACACGCGUCUAG